GAAUCCAUGAAGUAUCAUUGCGUUCUCUUGCUCCUGGCGACCAUCGGGUGCUUCCUGGUGAGCCAGACCAGUGCGGCGACUGCCACUGCCACAACAACCUCUGCAACAGCAGUGACUACAACCACAGCCGCGUCCUCAGACACGACCACCACCACAGCAGCGUCCUCAGAUGCGACCACGACCACAGCUGCCACAUCUGACACCACUACGGAGGCAGGAUCUUCCCAGCCCAAGAAGACAAAGAGGCACUUCAAGCGGAAGAUCAAGCGCGGCAAGAAGAAGAUCCAUCGCAGGCGCUCACCCAAGGAGGGAUCCGAGAGCAACAGGGGAUAAAUGGACAGCAAACGACCAACGACAUCCUUAUGUAGCGGAAAUCCGGAAACAUGUU
Drosophila miranda is the source of this 388-nucleotide messenger RNA. RefSeq names its product protein new-glue 3-like. The record is from RefSeq and is a predicted model, not a curated record. The transcript has a single exon. The coding region runs from base 7 to 333 and encodes 108 amino acids. Lineage: Eukaryota; Metazoa; Arthropoda; Insecta; Diptera; Drosophilidae.